Condylostylus longicornis is the source of this 2293-nucleotide messenger RNA. RefSeq names its product regulator of MON1-CCZ1 complex (gene Bulli). Gene Ontology annotation, molecular function: protein binding. The transcript is spliced from 9 exons. Gene Ontology annotation, cellular component: late endosome membrane; lysosomal membrane; Mon1-Ccz1 complex. The coding region runs from base 137 to 2008 and encodes 623 amino acids. The record is from RefSeq and is a predicted model, not a curated record. Lineage: Eukaryota; Metazoa; Arthropoda; Insecta; Diptera; Dolichopodidae. Gene Ontology annotation, biological process: regulation of autophagy.
UUUAAGGCCUUAAUUUUAUAUCCAAUUCGUAACGUUGUUCAAUAAAAGCCAAAAAUUAUAAGUUUUUAAUUGUUAAAAUUAAUAAGUUGUUAUUGUAUUCAAACUAAGUAUGAAAAUUGUUCUAUAACAAAAAAAUAUGGAGGACUUAUACUAUGUUGAGUUAUGCAAAAAUCCAAUAAGAUUUGACGCUGCUAGUCAAUUAAAUAAUGCCUUUUUCGACGAUUCGAAUAAACAGAUAUUUACAGUACGUUCUGGAGGAGCCACAGGUGUUGUGGUAAAGGGUCCCACAGAAAAGGAUAUAAUUUCUUUUUGCAUGGAUGAUAAAGGUCCGAUUAGAUCUAUUAAAUUUUCUCCCGAUAACAAGAUUUUGGCAGUUCAAAGAAAAGAAAAUUUGGUUGAAUUCAUAUGUUUUCGGGAUGGACAACCUCAGCCUAACGAAAUUAUUCAAUAUAACUCAAAAUAUGUUAUAUAUGGUUUUUUUUGGGUACAUAACAGAGAUGUAGCUAUAGUUUCUGAAAAUGGAAUACAAAUAUUUACAACGAAUAUUGAGAAAAAACAAAUGAAAUUAAUUAAAAGUUCCCCGAUGCCUGUGAAAUGGUUUACUUGGUGUUCCGAAGGGAAUCUAGCACUGCUAUCAUGCGAAGGAAAUAAUAUUUAUCCUGUUAGAAUAAAACAAAAAGUGAUAGAAAAAUUACCGAAACUAGACUUGGAAACUAAUAGAGAAAUACCUGAGCGAGAGGUGACUUUGGGACAGAUAUACGGAAAAUUAGCAGUACUUAUAUUGCAACAAAACUCAAACCGUUUGUUAGAAGUCUUAGUUUAUCUGCUAGAUGGACCAGGACUUGCACCGAGAAAAUCUCACGUUUUGCGGUUAGGUCAUGGUGGACGAUUUGCGAUGAAUGUCGUGGAUAAUUUAAUUAUAGUACAUCAUCAGGCUUCAGCUACCUCAAUGUUAUUUGAUAUUAAUUUGAAAGGUGAAGACAUUAAUGAUGUAACAUAUCAUGCGCCUGUGACACCGGGAAGGACGAUAAAACCUUUUUCUUUAAAAUUACCCAGCUUGUCGCCAGAUGGACAAACGAUGGAUUGUGAAUUAUAUUCCAUAAACUGGGUUGUUUUUCAACCAAAUGUAGUUAUAGAUGCAAAAUUAGGUUGUAUGUGGUAUUUAAGCUUGCAAAUGGACUCUCUUUGCAAUCUUAUAACGGAUAGAGUUCGUUUAAUAGAAUUUUUGCUGCAGAGAGUUCAUGGAGAGGUAGUAAUUUUAAGAGUUUUGAAGCAAUUGGUGGAUGAGAAUUACAAUGGCACUUUACUACCAACUUUAGAGAAUAUAUUUGACAAAAUUAAUAAAUUUUAUAAAGAUUGGUUAAUAAUCCAAAUGCAUAAUCAAACGGCUCUACCUUCCUCACAAAAGAAUUUGCCUAAAUUACCAACACUUCCUAGGGUAGUAAUAGAUCAAACGGAAAUGCAAAAUCGUGUAUUUGCUUCUAUUUCUGAAAAGCCUCAUGCCGAAAAGGUUUUGUUGCUUUAUAUUAAUUCAUUAAAUAAACAUGAAAUAAUCGCAGAAGAAAAUCUUAGUAAAAUGAUAGUUUCCGAAUUGAUAAGGAAUAAUCAUUAUGGAACUCUCCAAAGAUUAGUGGAUUAUUCAUUAAUAAUGGAAUCCAAACCGAUUGCGUGUUUUUUGCUUUCUCAUUCAAAUGUGCAUCCAAUAAUAACUCAAACGGCUUUGGAUAUGUUAAAGAAAAUUAACGCUACUGAAUUUAUUUUGGAAGUAUUGCUUGAGCAGGGAAAAAUUGUUGAUGCAUUAAAAAUAUUAAAAUCUCUGCCAGGAAAUUCAGCAGAAACCAUCCCAGCUAGAAAAUAUUUGGAAGCAGCAAAAUCGACAAAAGACCCCUUAGUAUUUUAUGCUACUUUCAAAUAUUUUCAACAAAGAAAUCUAAAGUUACGUGAAAAUAUAGAACCUCUUAAUAAUUAUGUUCAGCAUUUUAACAAAUUAUUUCCAUCUCAACAGUAAAAUUUUUUAGAUAUUUAAGUUUUAAUUGCAUGAUUUUUAAAUUUUAACAAAUAUGUACAUCUAAAUGUAUGAUUAUGUUAAGUAAAAUAUGUUGUCAAAAUAUUAAAUUUAAAGUUAUUGGGGGUAUGUAUAUGAACACUCAAGUAACUUAAUAAUAUUAAGUAUAUUUUAAAUUUUGAUUUUUCAAAUAUUGUGAUAGGUGUAUAAUUUGUUUUGUUAAUUGGAUUCCAUAGUAUUGUGUACGUAUUAAAGUAUUUAAAAGCCAUACAAGUAAAUUAUGAUAUA